GGAGUACAUGGCCAUGCAUGCACAGUGUCCACCUCUAGUCCAAGGGUUCCUAGACAAUACCUUCUUUAGGCAACCUGUCAAUCCGUCAAGGGAGCGUUGACGACACUCAAGCUUAAAUACACCUUCCCAUCCCCGACUUCGCGCGCUGAGUUGCGAGGUGCACCAUUCCUGGAUUGUUCGGCAGAAACAUAUCUAAAGAUAUUACUACACAUCAACCCUCUACCACCGCUUCUAAGACCGAUUGUGUGCUCGACUUGGGUCAGACCGGGCCGCAGCUUCUAGGUUGCAGGAAACGACCCCGAACUUCUGACUUACAUCUCAUAUCGGACCAACGAACCCUCGCCUCCACAGAGACAACUACUAUUCACGAUGUGCGACUAUACAGAGCUCCAGUACGGGUGCGACCACUCGCGCUAUCGUGUUCAGAGAUGGUGUCCGCUAUAUGAAAAAACACACAAGCCAUGCCGACCCAACGUUACCAAGAGGGAAUACUGUUUUAUCUUGAUUGCCAAUUUACUGACACGCCCUCUAGCUGACUGCCGACCAUCAUCACCGCCACCUUGGGAACACAUGAUUCGGCGAAGUAAUAGCAAGCGUGCUCCGUACGUCUAG
Molecule: messenger RNA, 612 nt
Organism: Pseudomassariella vexata
Lineage: Eukaryota; Fungi; Ascomycota; Sordariomycetes; Amphisphaeriales; Pseudomassariaceae
Exons: 3
Coding region: 370-612 (80 amino acids)
Source: RefSeq, a predicted model, not a curated record